AUGUCGGGCGCGCUCACGCUCGGACGCGAGGUCCAAGUCCGCGCGCGGAUCAAGUCGAUAUACAACAAGCGCCAGGUCGACUUCACCGCGCUGAAGGACUACAACGACUACCUCGAGGCGCAGGAGGACAUCAUCUUCAACCUGAUCGAGGGCGUGGACGUGAAAGAGACCGAGGCGAGGGUGGACGCGUACAGAAGAGAGCACGCGAGCGAGAUCGCGCGAUUGCAAAAGCGCAACGAGGAGGAGGAUCGACGGCUCGCGUCGGCGCGCGGCGUCGCGGCGUCCGCGGACGCCACCUGGGCGCCGCGGCGGAUGUCCGGCGCGGACAGCGCCGGCGAGGGCGAGACCCCCGCGCCCGCGCCGGGGGGGAAGGCCGCGUCCGGGUUCGCGGCGAUGUUCGGGUUCGGACAAACCCCGGGCGCGAGCGGCGGCGGCGGCGGUACAGCUGGCGGCGGCGGCGGCCCGCCGCGCGUCGUCUCAGUGAAACCGCCGACGCCGGCGCCGAUGUCCGCGGGUAAGGCGCUCGAGAUCGGGCACGGGCGGCACGCGCAUCACGCGGGGUGGGACGACGCGACGGAUAAGAGCGAGGAGGGGCAGCGGAGGAGGGAGGCUGCGAUCGCGUCCGCGUGCGGGGUGGACUUCGUCGCGUUGGGUCGGAGACGCGCGACGCAAGAGGCGCUGACGUCGGUGUUUUGUUAA
Molecule: messenger RNA, 699 nt
Organism: Micromonas pusilla CCMP1545
Lineage: Eukaryota; Viridiplantae; Chlorophyta; Mamiellophyceae; Mamiellales; Mamiellaceae
Exons: 2
Coding region: 1-699 (232 amino acids)
Biological process (GO): DNA repair; regulation of transcription by RNA polymerase II; regulation of cyclin-dependent protein serine/threonine kinase activity
Cellular component (GO): transcription factor TFIIH holo complex
Source: RefSeq, a predicted model, not a curated record